Molecule: messenger RNA, 1139 nt
Organism: Vidua macroura (Pin-tailed whydah)
Lineage: Eukaryota; Metazoa; Chordata; Aves; Passeriformes; Viduidae
Gene: IKZF4
Product: IKAROS family zinc finger 4
Exons: 8
Coding region: 72-1139 (355 amino acids)
Biological process (GO): regulation of transcription by RNA polymerase II
Molecular function (GO): RNA polymerase II cis-regulatory region sequence-specific DNA binding; DNA-binding transcription factor activity
Source: RefSeq, a predicted model, not a curated record
CCCGGACCCCCCCCCCAGCCCCGGGGGGGGCCUCCCGAGCCCGCCGCGGCCCCGCCGGCGGUUCCGGGGCCAUGGACGUCGAGGAUUGCAACGCGCGCUCCUUCCUCAGCGGAAUCUGCUCUUCCUGGAAGGUGAGCGGCGCCCCGCGCCCCGCCGGGAUCCCGCGCUGCUUCCCGGGAAUCCCGAUCCAGGGAUCCGCGGGAUUCCCCCCGCAAGGCCGUGGGGAUUCCCCCCUGGAGCAGGAAUUCCGCUCGGCCGUGGGGGGAGGGGCAGCCCGGAGCCCCCCCAGCCCCCGCUCGUCCCCGCGCUCCCCCGCCAACUCCAUCAAGGUGGAGAUGUCGUCGGACGAGGAGUGUCCGGGCCGGGCGCUGUCGCAGGGGGAGCGGGAGGCGCUGCCCGAGGAUUCGCUGCCGGAGCCUUUCCCGGAGCAAUUCCCGGAGCAAUUCCCGGAGCCCUUCCCGGAGCCGCACUCGCCGGGCGGGAUCCGCCUCCCCAACGGGAAACUCAAGUGCGACGUCUGCGGGAUGGUCUGCAUCGGCCCCAACGUGCUCAUGGUGCACAAGCGCAGCCACACCGGAGAACGACCCUUCCAGUGCCAGCAGUGCGGCGCCUCCUUCACGCAGAAGGGGAACCUGCUGCGCCACAUCAAGCUGCACUCGGGGGAGAAGCCCUUCAAGUGCCCCUUCUGCUCCUACGCCUGCCGGCGCCGCGACGCCCUCAGCGGGCACCUGCGCACCCAUUCCGUCUCCUCACCUGUGGUGGGCAAGCCCUACAAGUGCAGCUCGUGCGGCCGCAGCUACAAGCAGCAGAGCAGCCUGGAGGAGCACCGGGAGCGCUGCCACGGCUUCCUGCACCGGGAGAGCCCCGCGCGGACAGGAGAGGAAAUCCGGGAGCUGGACAUGGUGCCCGAGGCGUUGCUGCACCCUGAGCGCCCCACCUUCAUCGAGCGCCUGGCAGGCAGCUUCACCAAGAGGAAACGCUCCACGCCGCAGAAAUUUGUGGGUAAGGAAAAGAUGGAAAAGGUGGAAAAGAUGGAAAAAUUCCCUCGGCGGGAAGUGAGGGGCGGCCUCAGGGAUGGCCGGGUGUGGGGGGGGGAGCGGCGCGGGAAGGGGAGUCCCCUCACAAAGGCCUCAGAUUAA